Molecule: messenger RNA, 889 nt
Organism: Filobasidium floriforme
Lineage: Eukaryota; Fungi; Basidiomycota; Tremellomycetes; Filobasidiales; Filobasidiaceae
Exons: 1
Coding region: 1-675 (224 amino acids)
Source: RefSeq, a predicted model, not a curated record
AUGUCUACUAUCAGUGCUGAUCGUGGCGACGAUGCCUACAAGAGUAUCCUGGAGCAGGGGUGUACCUUCUCCACCGGACAAGAGUCUCGCACCAAUCCACUUACCAAUGAAUCAUGUACCUGCACUGGUCCAUCAAGGGCGGAGAACAGCUCAGACUGUAUCGAACAUGAAGGCACCGUGUACCACCAGGUACACGAAGAUGACCGGAACAGGGCCGAUGUCGCCAGGCUUUUGGAAGUCUUCGUGGCCAAGGAUGAAUAUUCUGUCUACUGCGAGUUUUACAAGGCACUCAAUGAAGCGAGCGAAAAGCUUGAUGCAAGUGGUUGCUGGGCGGAGUUCCGUACCGACUAUACGGCCAUCCAGGCCAGGGUUCAAGAUAGCCAAAUUCUACAAGACGGACUCAAGAGAGAGCUCACAGAACGCUUUGAGAUGCGACCUGCAUUCAUACUUCAGCAACAGCUGCGGAAGAGUUUGAGGGAAAAGAUGAAGGAUUGGAGCGCCCGAGAAGUCGACAGCAUGGUGGCGCAGACCAUCACGUCGAGAAUGUCGGCUGCUUUGUGCGGCCGCCUUCACAACGAUGCCCGGUGCCCGGUAUCUGACAACAACGCCACUACCAUUCUUCUUACGACUGGCCUUGAUCUCAAAAGCAUGUCCGAGCUGUUUGAGAUCGUCUAAGGCUAUUCACAGUGUCAACGAUUAGCAUAGACGCAAGAAGCUUACAUUCACGAUCAACCUAUACUCUUUCCUGAAACCAGCCCCUGUUGUGCCUUAUUAUGACCUUAGACGAUCGGACUUUGUUGUAAAUCCUGCACUUAAUAGAAUCAUAUAGUGUUUCUUCGGUAAGAACGAGUAUUAGCCUCUGAUAGAUAGGCGGGCCCGGAAAUAUGAC